GCCCGCGAGGCAUCCCUCUUCUUCUCGCCCGAGUGGUGCCACGACGCGCUCGCCGACCCCCUUCUCGGCUGCCCAACCCUCCAGGUCCUCGCCCUUGGCAAGUGCCACCUCUCCGACGCCGGGGCCUCGGCCGUCGCCGCCGCUGCCCUCACCGAGCUCACCCUGUCGGAAACCUGCAUUUCCGAGGCCGCCCUUCAGAGCGUACUCUCCGUCUGCCCCGCGCUGCGCAGCCUCAUGCUCAAGCACGUCAAUGGCCUUCAGCGCAUCCGCGUCUAUUCUUGCCGGAGCCUCGUUCUGCUCGGCGUGUGGCACUACAAGUAGCUGAUGAGGAAGUGGCCCUUUUCCAAGACAAGGAAAGUCAAGCGACUGCAAGGGAGCGUGAGGAAGCAUCUGCUUUUGGUUCAGACAAUGGCAAAGCUGCGGCAAAUGCCCCAAAUGGCUCUGACAUGGCACCUCCAAAGCAUGCAGCGGAUGAGUGGCCUGAGCCGAAGCAAACUUACACAUUCUACUUUGUCAAGGUCCGCUCAUUUGAGGACCCUAAGCUGAGAGCAAAACUUGAGCAGGCUGAGAAGGACUUCCAAAAUAAGAUCCAAGCUCGGUCCAAGAUUAUUGAGGCUAUAAAAGCUAAGAAGACUGAGCGCGCUCCUGUUCUUGCUGAGCUAAGGCCGCUGAGUGCUGAGAACACGCAAUAUAAUGAAGCUUUUAAUGAGAAGUUGGAGGAGAUGAAGCCUUUCAGAAACCGUUUAGGCAAGUUCCGUGACGAAAAUAAUGCUAUGCGGGCGGAGAGUGCACGCUUGUGCUCUUCACUCGAAGAGCUUGAGCAUGAGAUCAAGAGAUUGAAUCACCGCAUAAGUCAUGAGCGCAUAUCUUUAGACGAGGAGAAGCGGCUGAUCAAAGAAAUUAAGACCCUUGAAAAAACCAGGCCGAAGGUCAGUUCCAAUGCUGCUAAACGAGCUAAAAUGCAAGAUACAGUUGUUGAAAGAGAUGCCAUACAGGAUCAGGUGAAAAUAAUCGGGGAUGGUAUAGAUGGAGUAAAGAAGGAGCGACAAGCGGUUAGGUCUAAGAUUAAGCUCCUGGAUGAUGAGAUGAAGGUUGUUGAUGGCGAGAUUUCUUUGCUUCAAGAAGAUUUAAAUGCAGCUACCGCCAGAAAGGAUAAAGCAUACGAGUCAUUGACCGAAUUGAGAAAAUUGCGUGAUCUUGCUACUGAGCGCGCUGCUAUUCUUGCUGAGCUAAGGCCGUCGAGUGCUGAGAACAGGCAAUAUAAUGAAGCCUUUAAUGAGAAGUUGGAGGAGAUGAAGCCUUUCAGAAACCGUUUACGCAAGUUCCGUGACGAAAAUAAUGCUAUGCGGGCGGAGAGUGCAGGCUUGUGCUCUUCACUCGAAGAGCUUGAGCAUGAGAUCAAGAGAUUGAAUCACUGCAUAAGUCAUGAGAGCAUAUCUUUAGACGAGGAGAAGCGGCUGAUCAAAGAAAUUAAGACCCUUGAAAAAACCAGGCCGAAGGUCAAUUCCAAUGCUGCUAAACGAGCUAAAAUGCAAGAUACAGUUGUUGAAAGAGAUGCCAUACAUGAUCGGGUGAAAAUCAUCGGGGAUGGUAUAGAUGGAGUAAAGAAGGAGCGACAAGCGGUCAGGUCUAAGAUUAAGGUCCUGGAUGAUGAGAUGAAGGUUGUUGAUGGCGAGAUUGCUUCGCUUCAAGAAGAUUUAAAUGCAGCUACUGCCACAAAGGAUAAAGCAUACGAGUCAUUGACCGAAUUGAGAAAAUUGCGUGAUCUUGCCAAUGCAUCCUUCCAUCAAAACCGCAUAGUCCUGAACAAAGCCAGGGAUUAUUCUUCUAGGAAUGAGGUGGAAGAAUUGCAAGAGCUUCACAAAACUGAGGUUGAUAAGUUCAUGACACAGUGGUGCAGCAGCAAGACCUUUAGAGAGGACUAUGAGAAGAGGAUUCUCACUUCACUCAAUGGACGACAGCUCACCCGAGAUGGCCGGACGAGGAAUCCUCAUGAGAAGCCCAUAUUUACCGAAACACAGCAGCUAGUAGCACAAGAGCCUGUCCCAUCGAAAGCACCUUUGAAACAAGCAAAGGAAGCUGCUGCUCCUCAAGUUGUCGCUCCCAAAGAAGAGCCCCUUGCAAAAGCAUCUGCCAAGUCAGCUAAGGUAAAUGCUUAUGUGGAUGCUGAUGAUGAUGCCUAUGAGGCUGAGGAGGAGAAGCCGAAGCCUAAAGAGGUUGAUGUAGCAAAGUUGAAAGAGAUCAAGAGACAGGAGGAAAUCAAGAAGAAUAAACUUGCUUUGGAAAGGAAGAAGAAGCAGGCCGAGAAGCAAGCAGCGAAGGCUGCAGCCCGAGCACAAAAGGAAGCCGAGAAGAAGCUCAAGAAAGAGGAGAAGAAAACCAAGAAGAAAACUGAGCCAGCUGAUACCGACGAGCCAACUGACUCAGACACCAAGUCUGAUGAGGCAACAGAAGCCCAAGCAGAGGAUGAGUUUACUCCAACCACAUUGAACAAAUAACAGAAGCAGAACGUACGGCCCAGGAAUGUAAUCACCAAGACCAAGGCCCCGCUGCCAAAGGCGAUCCUGAAGAGGAAGAAAGCCCAGUCGUACCGGUCAUGGGCCACCCCAGCCGUGGUGAUAUCUGCCGUGGCCGUGCUCGUCGCCCUGCUCGCGGCUCUGGGCUACUACCAGUACUACCGCCCAGCGAGCACCAGCAACUGAUGUGAGAGCAACAGAGUGCGUGGUCUGCCGAAGACCUGAAUGAACUGAAAAGACUGGAGAAGCUAUUCGUUUCUGUUCUGUUUGUUGGGUGGAGUCAGAUAAAAAGUUGCAGUUAAUUUUGGUUGGCACAGUUAAUUUCGACCGCGACUUAUACUGCCAGUGAACUCAGUUGUACUUUAAAGUGGAGAAUAGAUUGCCAUAUGAAAUAAGUAUGCAUGUAAACAUGCUGUUUGUGUA
Messenger RNA from Hordeum vulgare subsp. vulgare (domesticated barley), 2939 nucleotides. RefSeq names its product proton pump-interactor BIP103-like. Bases 447 to 2498 code for a protein of 683 amino acids. NCBI's taxonomy places the organism in Eukaryota, Viridiplantae, Streptophyta, Magnoliopsida, Poales, Poaceae. The record is from RefSeq and is a predicted model, not a curated record. The transcript has 11 exons.